CGUGGGGUAACGUUUUGAUGGGAAGUGUUUGAUUUCUGCCCAGCAUGGCUGCCAAGGUAGCAUUGACCAAGAGAGCUGAUCCAGCUGAUCUGAAAUCUGUAUUUUACAAGUAUGCAAGCGUGGAAAAAAAUGGGGAUUAUUUCAUGUCUCCACUUGACUUUGUCCGACGUUACCUGAACCUCACUGGAGAGGGUGAAACUAAUCCAAAAACUCUGCAGCUUCUGGCUGGGGUGGUGGACCAAACCAAAGAUGGAUUAAUCUCAUUUCAAGAAUUUGUCGCCUUUGAAUCCGUCCUGUGCGCUCCCGAUGCCUUGUUUAUGGUCGCUUUUCAGCUCUUUGACAAAACAGGGAAAGGAGAAGUAACUUUUGAGGAUGUCAAGCAGGUUUUUGGUCAAACCACUAUCCACCAGCAUAUCCCAUUUAACUGGAACUGUGAGUUCAUACAGCUGCACUUUGGAAAGGAUCGAAAAAGGCUGCUGCCGUAUGCUGAAUUUACUCAGUUUUUACUGGAAAUCCAACUGGAGCAUGCAAGACAAGCUUUUGUGCAACGUGAUAAUGACCAUACCGGCACAAUCAAUGCAAUGGACUUUAGAGAUAUCAUGGUUACCAUUAGGCCACAUGUUUUGACCCCAUUUGUGGAACAGAGCUUAGUAGCUGCUGCAGGAGGUACCAUAUCCCAUCAAGUCAGCUUUUCAUACUUUAAUGCCUUUAAUUCUCUUCUAAACAACAUGGAGCUCAUUAGAAAGAUCUACAGUACCCUGGCUGGCAGUAGGAAAGACUUGGAAGUCACUAAAGAGGAGUUUGUCUUGGCGGCACAACGAUUUGGUCAAGUUACACCCAUGGAAGUUGACAUACUGUUCCAAUUAGCAGAUUUGUAUGAGCCAAGAGGACGUAUGACUUUGGCAGAUAUUGAAAGAAUAGCACCUCUUGAAGAGGGGGCCUUGCCGAACAACUUGGCAGAAGCGCAAAGACAGAAUCAAGGCACAGGUGAGGUGCAACGUACCGUCCUCGUUCAAGUGGCCGAGUCCGCUUACCGAUUUGCCCUUGGUUCCAUAGCAGGAGCUGUUGGAGCAACUGCUGUUUAUCCUAUCGACUUGGUGAAAACACGAAUGCAAAAUCAGCGAUCAACAGGGUCAUUUGUAGGAGAACUCAUGUACAAGAACAGCUUUGAUUGCUUUAAGAAGGUGCUGCGUUAUGAAGGCUUCUUUGGCCUUUACAGAGGCCUCUUACCUCAGCUGCUGGGAGUAGCUCCAGAAAAAGCUAUUAAGCUAACCGUAAAUGAUUUUGUUAGAGAUAAAUUUACUACGAAAGAAGGCUCCAUCCCAUUGCUAUCUGAAAUCCUUGCUGGUGGAUGUGCUGGAGGAUCUCAAGUCAUUUUCACCAACCCCUUGGAGAUUGUGAAGAUUCGCUUGCAGGUGGCAGGAGAAAUCACUACAGGACCUCGCGUCAGCGCCCUAACCGUUCUGAAGGAUUUAGGCUUUUUUGGCCUUUAUAAGGGUGCUAAGGCGUGCUUCCUCCGAGACAUCCCCUUCUCGGCUAUCUAUUUCCCUUGUUAUGCCCACAUGAAAGCCUCGUUUGCUGGCGAAGACGGCAGAGUUAGCCCGGGUUAUCUUCUCUUGGCCGGAGCCAUAGCUGGUAUGCCAGCUGCAUCUUUGGUGACCCCUGCUGAUGUUAUCAAGACAAGGCUGCAGGUGGCUGCCCGAGCAGACCAGACUACUUACAGUGGGGUCAUCGACUGCUUUAGGAAAAUUCUUAAAGAGGAAGGCCACAGAGCUUUGUGGAAAGGGGCUGGAGCACGUGUGUUUAGAUCCUCUCCACAGUUCGGCGUGACUCUGGUGACCUACGAACUGCUGCAGCGAUGGUUUUAUGUUGAUUUUGGUGGCGUGAAGCCGAAAGGGUCAGAGCCAGUUCCUAAAUCUCGAAUCACGCUGCCGGCUCCCAAUCCUGAUCACGUUGGUGGCUACAGAUUAGCAGUCGCCACGUUUGCAGGAAUUGAAAGCAAAUUCGGACUCUAUCUCCCCAGAUUCAAGUCAUCAACACCUACCUCUACAUCGGCCAUUGCUGCAAACCCUUAAGAAGAUGUCCACGGCCCAGUGAAAUUUAACGUAGUAAUUUAAUGGAUAUGUUACAACAUUUCAGUCUUCUAAUUCUGUCCUAGAUUACAUCUUUUAUUCUAGAAUGUGUUUGAGAUUUUAUGGCAUCCAUAUAUAUUAUAUGUGUGGAAUCAUUAUCCAGUGUAAUUCCUGCUUGUAGCCGCCAGAGCUUCCUUUGAGUCAGGGACCCGAAACCUUAUUGAUUGCUUUUGAAAUAUAAUAAAACAAAGGAUAUGUGACUAUUGAUAGGUCAGUUUUAAUAACCCAGUGGAGACCAUAUUUCCCAUGAAAUGAUAUUUAUGCAUGUCUGGUUUAAACAUGCAGCAUUUAACGUUACACAUUGCUUAGUUUGAUGCGAGCACUGGGUGGAUUAAAUGUGCAGCAGCUUGCGGUCUAUGGGUUUAACAUACAAAAAUCUGCCCCUCUAUAUGUCAGAAUUUAUCUUUACUACUUGCAAAAACAUUACAUCAGCAGCCAAUGGAAUAAUAUUUUCUGCAGUACUCGCUUACGGAAUAAUUAGUAGAAACCUUCAGUAGGGGAGCAUUAUUGCUCAUUCCCUAUCUGCCGAGAAGCAGUAUUUCUAAUUUUAUUUAACUUGUAUUCGGCCAAGAUGUAAAAAAUAAAUCUCUUCGUAAUGCUCCCAUUAGGAGCUUUGUGUUGUUGG
This is a messenger RNA of Xenopus laevis (African clawed frog), 2757 nucleotides long. It is a transcript of the gene slc25a13.L, whose product is annotated as solute carrier family 25 member 13 L homeolog. Gene Ontology annotation, biological process: aspartate transmembrane transport; transmembrane transport; malate-aspartate shuttle. Gene Ontology annotation, molecular function: transmembrane transporter activity; L-aspartate transmembrane transporter activity; L-glutamate transmembrane transporter activity. Gene Ontology annotation, cellular component: membrane; mitochondrial inner membrane. NCBI's taxonomy places the organism in Eukaryota, Metazoa, Chordata, Amphibia, Anura, Pipidae. The record is from RefSeq and is marked provisional.